Molecule: messenger RNA, 1121 nt
Organism: Marmota flaviventris (yellow-bellied marmot)
Lineage: Eukaryota; Metazoa; Chordata; Mammalia; Rodentia; Sciuridae
Source: RefSeq, a predicted model, not a curated record
GCUCCACUAUCCCCAUCAACCAGGCCAGGCCCAACCGGAACCUGACCUUGACCAAGAAGGAGCCUGUCGGGGUCUGCGGUAUCAUCAUCCCCUGGAACUACCCCCUGAUGAUGCUGUCCUGGAAGACGGCUGCCUGCCUGGCCGCUGGGAACACGGUGGUCAUCAAGCCUGCCCAGGUGACCCCGCUCACAGCCUUGAAGUUUGCGGAGUUGACAUUGAAGGCCGGCAUUCCCAAGGGCGUGAUCAACAUCCUCCCCGGAUCUGGCUCGCUGGUCGGCCAGCGGCUCGCAGACCAUCCCGACGUGAGGAAAAUCGGAUUCACGGGCUCCACGGAGGUGGGAAAGCACAUCAUGAAGAGUUGUGCCCUAAGUAACGUGAAGAAGGUGUCCCUGGAGCUGGGCGGGAAGUCACCGCUCAUCAUCUUCGCCGACUGCGACCUCAGCAAGGCCGUGCAGAUGGGCAUGAGCUCCGUCUUCUUCAACAAGGGGGAGAACUGCAUCGCGGCCGGGAGGCUCUUUGUGGAGGACUCGAUCCACGACCAGUUCGUGAGGAGGGUGGUGGAGGAGGUGGGGAAGAUGAAGAUCGGCAACCCCCUGAACAGAGACACGGACCACGGGCCACAGAACCACCAGGCGCACCUCAACAAGCUGCGGGAGUACUGUCAGCGAGGCGUGAGGGAAGGGGCCACGCUGGUCUGUGGCGGGAACCAGGUCCCUCGGCCAGGCUUCUUCUUCGAGCCGACGGUGUUCACGGACGUGGAGGACCACAUGUUCAUAGCCAAGGAGGAAUCCUUCGGGCCCAUCAUGGUCAUCUCCCGGUUUGCCGACGGGGACAUGGAUGGCGUGCUGUCUCGGGCUAACGCCACGGAAUUUGGCCUGGCCUCUGGUGUCUUCACCCGGGACAUCAACAAGGCCCUGUAUGUCAGUGACAAGCUGGCGGCUGGGACCGUGUUCGUGAACACGUACAACAAGACCGACGUGGCCGCCCCCUUUGGAGGAUUCAAGCAGUCUGGAUUUGGCAAGGACCUGGGAGAGGCGGCCCUGAAUGAGUACCUGCGGGUCAAGACGGUGACUUUUGAAUACUGAACAGAAGUGGCCUUCAGAAGGAUGACCUGUCCUUGC